AUGCCUUCAACACCAUCAACAAACAGCGCGGCAGCCGCCCGAGCCUCGAACACGUUCGCACUUGUGUUCCUGAUGCUCAUGGUCUUCACAUUGACCUUUGGUGCCUCCAUGGUACAGGUUUCCAUCCAAGGCUACCUACGACAGGUCGUCUGCCGACAACAGUACGGCCUACCCGAGAAAACUCCCAUCGAGAACGGUCUAUGUCACACCGACGCCGUAGACAAGCAGCUCGAGUGGGUCCAAGUCGUCGCCCAGGUCUGCCAGUCCGCCGGCGGCCUCCUAUCCGCCUAUCCCCUGGGCAAACGAUCUCAUCAUGGGGGCGUAAUCUGGUUCCUCAUCUUCGCCAUCGGCGCCGGAAAGACGUGCGUCGAGGUCGCCGUCUUGGCCAUGACGAGCGACACCACAGACGACCGCCAGCGCUCGAAACACUUUGGGCUCGUCAUCUUCUCCGCCCUGAAUGGACUCGUGGUCUCGAAUGUCAUCCACAGGUACGCCCCGCCAAUGGCCCUCGAAAUCGCGGCCCUCAUCGGCUGCGUCGCCUUCUGCGUCGGCACCACCUUCAUCGUGGCGUUUCCCGAGCUUCUAUACGCGCAGCACGAGGCCUUCAGAGGCGACCCGUCCCCAGAGAUCUUCUCAGCAAACCAGGCCGCGGUCCGGCCGCUUCACCGCGUCGUCUCCACCCUGAUAACCUACCGCGCCCUGCCCCUUCUCGCCAUCCUCAGCCUCGUCCUCACCUUGGCGAGAACGGUGCCCUCCUCUCUCGACUUCUACUUCGCCGCCAGGUAUAUCCCGACCGGGGGCCUCGAGGAUCCCCCCAACUCGACAUAUCGCGGCGGCGUCGUGAGCUACUGGGCUCCCUUAAUCGGCAUGGUCCUCAUCACCUGCCUCCUCCUCCCCUCAAUCUACUGCUUCCCCAACCGCCGACGGGUCUCAGGCGACCGCAUCGCGCUCCGAGACUACGGCCACCUCCUCGUCGCAACAGGCCUAGUAGUCUUCACGAGCGCCACAGCCCUGUACAGAAACCAACUCGUCUUCCUCGUCGGCAUGGUCUCCGCGACGGCCAUCGCGACGACAAUCCCGGGCCAAUGCUACUCCCUGAUGCUGUACGGACUCGGCGUCGCCGUGCGCGCAAAGUACGCCGGCCGGCUCUUCGGCCUCACCGCGACGACGCAGUGCGCGACGACGCUGGUCCUCGGUCCGGCGAUCGGUCUCGCCACGCGGGAAUCGCACUGGAGCGGCGUGGCGUUGGCGGUGGUCUUUGUCGCUUCGGUUGUCUUCUUUGUGGCCGUGUGGGCCGCCGAGGCGGUUUGUGCGGCUCCGAUGUAUGAGCGGCCCGGCGCCGGGGGUGGUGUUGAGGCUGGGAUCGAGCUUUUGGAUGUGGGAGGGCUUGCGGCGCCUCCUCCGGCGUAUGCGGCUCACCAGGAGGAUCGCCCUGCUCCGAUGCCGAUGCCGAUAAUACGUUCAAUUUCGCCAAGGUACGUAGAAGAAUGGCGUCUCGUUUCUUAG
Molecule: messenger RNA, 1506 nt
Organism: Colletotrichum godetiae
Lineage: Eukaryota; Fungi; Ascomycota; Sordariomycetes; Glomerellales; Glomerellaceae
Exons: 2
Coding region: 1-1506 (501 amino acids)
Source: RefSeq, a predicted model, not a curated record